Molecule: messenger RNA, 882 nt
Organism: Fonsecaea erecta
Lineage: Eukaryota; Fungi; Ascomycota; Eurotiomycetes; Chaetothyriales; Herpotrichiellaceae
Exons: 2
Coding region: 1-882 (293 amino acids)
Molecular function (GO): oxidoreductase activity, acting on the CH-OH group of donors, NAD or NADP as acceptor
Source: RefSeq, a predicted model, not a curated record
AUGGCAACAGAACAUCCGGUCCUGGCACAUUUCACUACCCAAUACCACCAUGGGCCCUACCCGGCCAUCUCGCCGUCGCUCCCAGGUCUGUCAACGGCGGGCAAGGCCGUGGUGGUGACCGGAGCUGCAGGGGGGAUUGGGUCGGCGAUGUGUCGCGCGUUCGUCGAGGCAGGCACUAAACACCUGGUCAUGAUCGACCUCAAUCAGACGGGGCUGCUGACGCUCAAAGCCGAACUCGAAGACCUGAGCCUGGGCCGGACCAGAAUCCACCCGCUGGUGGUGGACAUUACUUCCCCCAAAGCGGUACGCGACGCCUUCACCACUAUCGAGGCCGUGGUGGGCGGCAAGUUGGAUGUGCUGGUCAACAACGCGGGAUACCAGAACGUCGGCCGACCGGUGCUGGACAUCGACAUGGACGAGUGGUUCCGGUGCUUCGAGAUCAACGUCAAGGGCAGCUUCCUGGUGGCUGUCGAGUUCCUACGCCACGGCAAGUCCGACGCCAUCAUUAUCAACCUCUCAAGUAUUUUGGCGCAUUACGGCGUGCGCGCGGGCCACUGCAGGGGCCACAGCGGCUACUGCGCGUCCAAGAUCGCCAUCACCAAGGCCAUGGACGUCAUCCAGGAGGAGAUGCCCUUGGUGCGCAUCGUCAAUCUGCAUCCGGGGCUGAUAGCCACAGCCAUGUCGGCCAAGAUAGGAAAUACUGCUCUGUCGGUGGAUUCUGUCAAUCUGCCGGCCCAUUUCGCCAUCUGGCUGGCUAGUCCUGAGGCUGAGUUUUUGAAAGGUCGUCUGGUGUGGGCAAACUGGGACGUGGACGAGAUGAAGUCGCGGAAGGACGAGAUCAUAGAGAAGGAUCUCCUGCGUAUCGAAUUGACAGGUAUAUGA